AUGGCCCCCAAGGAGCAGAAGGAGACCCCAAAGAGAAAGGGUGGAGCGAGAAGGGAAAAAGUGCCGGAUUCCUGCAUGGAACACUUGCAUGACGUGCUGGCAGAUCUGGCCCAGUCGCAGGGUGGGUUCCACUUUCAUGGCUAUCACACUGCUGCCAAAUCGCAGGCCAUAUUGGGUGGAGAUUUGGUGCACAACUUCAAGUUCAUGGAAGCCCUGGCCAAGGUACAACCAGCCUUGAUGUUUCGCUAUGCCAAUUUGAAGUCAGUUUUCACCAAGCUGGUGGCUGUGUAUCCUGCUGUGAGGCAGGUCUUUCCGGUAAACCAGCAGGGAUCGGCAGCUGCAAAGCUGUCGGAGAGCACUAUGACGAUGUGCACCCACGCUCGGAGGCUACGGGAUGAGGGAAAGUUCAAAGAGGCUUGCUCUGCAUUGUCAGAGUACCAGGUCCAGAAACUCCAGCAACUCCGGGACAUGGAUGAUACCCAGGGCAACAAGGACGAGACCCCCCUGAAGAAGAAGAAGAAGUCUGAGACGCCCCUAAAGGAUUCCCUGAAGAAGGCACCCACGAAGCAGCAGAAGAAGAAGGCUGAGCCUAGCACACCCCCGAAGAAGCAGAAGAAGCCGACCCGGGACUUGGAUGCUGCCAGUGUGGACACACUGGCAGCUUUGGAGUUGGAGAUCCCAUGCACUCAGGACUCGGAAGAUCCUGAAGAUCCUCGGAAGCUCUUGGGGUCAUUGUCCUUGGGGUCUGAUGAGGAGGCCUCGGUACCCUCCCCGAUUCCAGCGAGGAAGAAGACCAUCAAGGACGCCUUGAAAAAGGAGAAAGGCAAGAAGAAGGAGAAGGCCAUGAAGAAGAAGUCCAAGAAGUCUCCGAUGAAGGCUUCCAAGUCCCCUAUGAAGGCCUCGAGCAAGAAGCCCGCUGGCAAGGCAGCUCCGCCGCUGCAGAAAGAGUACUACAAGGAUGACGAUCUGAAGCUGAUGAUCUACCACGAUACGGGGCGAUGUGCAGUGAGAGUGACUGGUGGGAGACAGCUUUUCCAGAUCAGCAAGUUCAGUGCAGCUGUGAACAAGAACCAGGCCGAGAAGCUCAUGGAGAAGCUGAAGACAGGCACAUCUCUGACCGAAGUCUUGCAGCUCAAAAA
Molecule: messenger RNA, 1139 nt
Organism: Symbiodinium sp. CCMP2456
Lineage: Eukaryota; Dinophyceae; Suessiales; Symbiodiniaceae
Source: the annotation of a GenBank genome assembly